AUGCAUGGCGAGUAUGACAGAACGGGGCUUCUUCCAGAGGUGGGCACCUACUCCUUGGGCAGUGCGCUCUGCCACCUCCAGGGCGAGGUCAUCAGCCCUUGGCUCGGAGACGGACGGAGUGGUGCGGUCGAGACGAUCGCUCUCGCCCAGUGUGCGCUGCAGCGUGGGGUGACCUACAAGGCUUUCGCCUACGUGGAGGGCCUCAACUCAUCCUAUGCCCGGCGCUCAGAUCAAGCCAAUCCCCGCGGUUUCUGCCGCCGCGACCCGCCGCAGACCGAUGGUCAAGCUUCGCAGCCAGUCAUGGUUCUGGCUCCGGUUCCCGUGGUCUCCAUGCGAUUCAAGACCGAGCCCUUCCUGGCGGAGUCCGUCUUGACCAGCCGUGUGGCCUUCAAGUUCACCACGGAGGCGACGGAUCAAGGUGCUGCCGCAGUGGUUGCAGGAAAUGUCUGGGCCAUGGUGGUCCCGGAGCUCCAGGCCCCGCAGGUCACGCGCUGGAGCCUGAAGUCCCUGAUCGGGAGCCUGGCCAUGGGAGGCCCCGGCUGCCGCAUCGAUGGCGAGAGCACGGUGGGAGGCACGGCGGUGGUGUCGCUCACCGAGGUCUCUGCCGUGCUGGAAGACUGUCAGCUGCGACACGGGUCGACCUACGAGCUGGUGGUCUACGUAGAGGACCUGGACAACCGAACCGAUGGCACGAUGGUCUUCACCAAGAUCUACACCCCACCAGGUGUCUCGAACAGCUUCAGGUAUCUGCCCAUGAUCGAUGGGAACGUUACAGGGGAGGAGGUCACAGUGCAGUUUGCAGGGAGCAAUCCGAUGGGCAAAGCCUGGGUGGUUGUGGUGCCGGCCAGUGCGGUGAGUUCGGCCACCGCCAGCUCUGUAAUAUCUGGGACUGGAGCCCUUGGCGGGCCCGACUGCAUGAUCACGGCCAUGGACGUCGACGACAACGUGACACAGGUGGACUUGGAGAACUGCUCCAUGGCCUUCUCUGCGGAUUACGCCGUGCUCGUCUACGUGGCGGACAUGGGCAUGCACGAUGACGGUAGCACUGGCCUCUUCUGA
Symbiodinium sp. CCMP2592 is the source of this 1059-nucleotide messenger RNA. The record is from the annotation of a GenBank genome assembly. NCBI's taxonomy places the organism in Eukaryota, Dinophyceae, Suessiales, Symbiodiniaceae.